GCUUUAAUCCGUGUCAAAAUGUCAAUUUCGUAACCUCAAAAAAUACAUUGUAAUAGAAAUUAAUUCACAAAAAAAUGACCGAACCAAUAAACCAGAAAGAAUACUUAAAAAAAUAUCUCAAUAUGGGAAAAGCCCCCGGUGAGAAAAAGAAGAAGAAAAAGAAAAAACCGACGACAAGCAGGGUUCAAAUAAUCGACGAUGACGCCGACGCUAAUCUCCCAAGUCAUGUAAUCGAGGAAGACUUGGCCCUGGCUAACGAAGAUGCGCCCCAAAUUGUCGCCAUAAUUGAUGAAAGGCCCCCUUCUAUGCGAGUUGAUGAGAAAACAAAGAAUCCCCUGUGGCAACCAAUCGGAACUGUAGAAAACUCAGAUUCUUCUGAAGCAAAACAAAUGAUAAAAAGUUUCAAAAUUGCGCCAAAAAGCUCUGAUAAGCCUUUUGCACUGCCUGAUAAGUCGCCCCCGAGAAGAAAGAAGAAAACAAAUAACGGGGAUAAUACACCUCCUACUGGAUCGAGGAGUGACACACCGCCAAUAAAAGACGAAAAUUCACCCCCUAGAAGGAGUGACACUCCUCCAAGACUUGUCAUAAAAGAGGAAAGAAGGUCAGAAGCUCGGAGUUUUGGUGAUUAUUCGCCGCCUAGAAGGAGCAGAAAUGGUGAUCCCGACAUUUCUCCCCCCAGAAGUAGGAGAGAUGACGACAUUUCUCCUCCCAGAAGAAGGAGAGAUGACGACAUUUCGCCCCCUAGGAAACGGAGGGACAAUGACAUUUCACCUCCCAGAAAAAGGAAGAAUGAUGAUAUUUCGCCCCCUAGAAAAAGGAGGGAAAAUGAUAAUUCUCCUCCUAGAAAAAGAAGAAACGAUUCUUCUCCCCUUAGAAGAAACAGAGACUCUACUGUUGAGAGAAGCAAAUCUGAUUCUAGAAAUAGGGACACUUCACCUUCUAGAAGAAAAAGGCCCCAAAAAGAAGGUGAUUCGCCUCCGCGGAAACACCGAAGUAAGACUGAAGAAAAUCGGUCCGAAAAAAUGAAGAAAACUCUAGAUGGAAAAUCGGCUGGUCUUCAAAACGCUAGAGAACUGGCUGAAGAAACGAAACAAUUCCGUUCCCGUGAAGACCAAAUGUUUAAAACUUUGUCAAAAGACGUUUCCGGGGAGAACGCCGAAACGGUCCAUCGUAACCGAAAAACCGGUCAAAUUCGUAACUUGGAGGAAGAAGAAGAAAUCCAACGAAAGAAACGCGAGAAAGAGGAAGAAAACAAGGAGAAAUAUUCGCGAUGGGGCCGAGGAUUGGUUCAAGUGGAAAAUCGGGAACAACAAAUCCAAGAGCAGUUACACGAAAUGAGUAAACCUUUGGCUCGAUAUGCAGACGAUGAAGAUUUGGAAAGAUAUCUUAAAGAGCAGGAACGUGAAGGGGAUCCGAUGUUGGCCUAUAUCAGGAAGAAGAAGAAGAAAAAGGCCGCGGCAGCAGGCGAGGUUGAAAAACCCCUAUUCGAGGGCAAUUUUAUGCCCAAUAGGUACGGCAUAAGACCGGGGCAUAGAUGGGACGGAGUCGAUAGGUCAAACGGUUACGAGAAGAAAUGGUUCGAGGUGCAGAACGCCAAAAAGGCCAUAUUGGAAGACUCCUACAAGUGGAGUACCGAGGAUAUGUAGUUUUUUUGUAAAUUAAGAAUAAAACGGUUUUUUUUAUUUGAC
Tribolium madens (black flour beetle) is the source of this 1688-nucleotide messenger RNA. RefSeq names its product BUD13 homolog. Gene Ontology annotation, biological process: mRNA splicing, via spliceosome. Gene Ontology annotation, molecular function: RNA binding. Gene Ontology annotation, cellular component: RES complex; U2-type spliceosomal complex. The coding region runs from base 75 to 1646 and encodes 523 amino acids. The record is from RefSeq and is a predicted model, not a curated record. NCBI's taxonomy places the organism in Eukaryota, Metazoa, Arthropoda, Insecta, Coleoptera, Tenebrionidae. The transcript has 2 exons.